UCCGCCGCCCCCCCCGGACCUCCUCUGGCCGCUCGAGAUGGCUGCGUGACCUGUCACCUGCUCCUUCCGCAGAACCCGGACAUCGCCGUUACCGACAACGUGCUUUAUUUCAAAGCUCAGGGACAUGGUGCCAAGGGGGACAACAUCUACGAGUUUCAGAUCGAGUUCCUAGAACCAGUCGAGCCUAAACCCCGAUACAAGGUGACUCAAAGGCAGCUGAACAUCACCGUGCAGAAAAAAGAGAGUAACUGGUGGGAGCGACUCACCAAGCAAGAGCAGCGCCAGCUCUUCCUAGCUCCUGACUUCGAUCGCUGGCUAGAUGAGUCGGAUGCUGAAAUGGAACUCAGGGAGAAGGAAGAAGAAAAGAUUAACAAAAUGAAAAUAGAAUCCAGAGUCCCAAAAGACCCUUUCAAACACCUGAAGAAAGGAUACUUAAUCAUGUAUAAUCUUGUUCAGUUUUUGGGAUUCUCUUGGAUUUUUGUGAACAUGACAGUACGACUGUUCAUCUUAGGAAAAGAUUCCUUCUAUGAUACAUUUCACACGGUUGCUGACAUGAUGUAUUUCUGUCAGACUCUGGCGUUCAUGGAGAUCCUGAAUUCACUAGUGGGACUAGUCAGAUCACCACUGAUACCUGCUGUAAUCCAGGUAUUUGGAAGAUUCUUUAUUUUGUUUGUUGUCCUUGGAAGUUUAGAGGAAAUGCAGAACAAAGCUGUGGUGUUCUUCAUAUUUUAUUUCUGGAGUAUCAUUGAGCUGUUCAGGUAUCCCUAUUAUAUGCUUUCGUGCAUCGGUAUUGAAUGGAAACCACUAACCUGGCUCCGUUACACCAGCUGGAUCCCUCUCUACCCUUUGGGAUCCUUGGCAGAGGCUGUCUGUAUCGUUCAAUCCAUUCCAAUCUUCAGUGAAACAGGGAAAUUCAGUCUGGCGUUGCCAAAUCCACUGAACGUCACAAUCCAGUUUUCAUUCUUGCUUCAAGUAUACCUUAUAGCCUUAUUUUUAGGGCUAUUUGUAAACUUCCGUCAUCUCUACAAGCAAAGGAGAAAGCACCUUGGACCAAAGAAGAGAAAGGUGAAGUAAAGGAAGACUGCACUGCUUUCUUAUCUAAAUUAUCUCAGUGCUAAGACAAGCCUCUAAUUCUUCUUAUGGUUUUACCCACUGCAAUGUAAAGAAUUUUGUAAAGUUAAAUCAUAUUAGAUUUCAUAGUGAAUUCGGGUAACGUUCCCAUAUACUAUAUUUUGUUCCGUCUCAAUCAUACGUAUGCAUGGCAUUUAUCAUUGAACAGAAACAUUUAAACUUGUAUCCCAUCAACUACCAUAUUAGCAAGAAAUCCUAUUAUCUGCAUAUAAUAUGCUUAUAAGCAGUGGAGCAGCACUAAAUAGAAAUAGUGUUUAUCUUUUAAUUGGAUAUUUGCUCUUUCAAUAUUGCAUGCAGAUAGGGCUUCUGAUGUUGGGAUAUAGUAUUAGCUGGCCCAUGCUGUUCCUAGGGUGCCAUCGCGAUGGCAGGAGGAGCAGGGUCUGAGACCACUACGAACAGUGUUUGGGUGCUUAUUAAUGGUUGGGAUAAAUCUGCUCUACUCCCCUCCCUCUCUUUCUGAAGCAUGCUGCUGCUAAAUUUAAACUGGAAGUACUGAUGACAGAUUACAUGCUACUAACUUGCUCUGUUUCUAGUUUAGUCUUAACGGAAUAGGAGCACUAUGUGGACCCCAGCAACACCUGUUUAGCAGGAUAAAUCCUACCCAGGCAUUAGGGAAAGGAAGCUGCCACCCUGUCACACGGCCAGCAAUGCUUUCCUCAUUGAUAAUGCAAGCACUGAAAUAUAGCAAGACAAGAAAAGAAUACAUGGGUAUGAGCUUACUCUUAGCAUGUAAACCCCAGCAGAACUCUGUCCACUGAUGCAGAGGGAAAAACAUCUCAUGAGAGUGGGAGACGCACACAAACCUGGAACUGUCCCAGGAGGGUGGGCCCCUCUGCUCCUUUCAGUCAGGGCUGAAGCUCCUGUAUUUAUAGCCUUCUGACAGGCAGUAAGGAUUGUUUUUCUACUGCUUAAAUUUAGGAGCGUAGCUGAGAAAUUGGCAUAUAUGCUUUGUUAGACAGCCCUGGUGAAUGGAGUGGUGGGUCUAAUAAACCAUGGAUUAUUUUGAUACCUUGUACCAAAUCUUAGCAAGGGAGAUCCCCCUCAGGGCUUGAAGGGACCCUUUUCCCUCUGUUUGCUGUAAACCACCAAAAAAAAAAAAGGAGAGGAAAUCCCCACCCCCAUGUUCUAGGUCAUCUGUUCUCCUAUGUGGAAACAUUUGUUUCAGUUGGUUUCAUUUCCAGAUGUGCUUCCUCACACCUAGCUUCCCCUAGUUGAUUCCAGAGCCCUCUUGCCUCCUUAAUCCAGUUUAGAAAAAGUACAAUAAGCUUGUUCUAAAACAAUGUUGUGAAGGAACAGGCUGCAUCGUGACUGCCAUUGCCCCCUGGGCAAUGCAAAGCAAUGCCAGCAACCCAGAACAGGCACUGAAGCCGAGAUUAGCUUAGUGCCAUCUCACUGUUUUGAGUUACUUUUUUUCUACUGUAAAACAAGAUGAAUCCUAUAGAAAAUUAAGUAUUUUCGAUGCUUAAACAUAACAAACAGCUUGCUUACUACUUGGGACCUGGCCCCAGUGAUUGUUACUGUGAAGAUAGAGCAAUUGCGCUAUAAUGAGAUUUUUAACAAAGAACUGCUACAAGCUGCACACUGCAUUUCACAAAUGUGUUUUUGUCAACAAGUGGCAUGAUGCAGUUGCUUUUUGGAGACCUCACUCAAGGGCUUACUGUCAAAGGAGAGUGCAGAUAGGUUCACUCAGAGUUGAGCAUUACUCAAACACUGUUUCCCCACAGUGCACACUGUACUUACGUAUGUUUGGCGUGUGUCAAGGGACCAAAUAGUUGAGCAUUGGAAUAGCAGGGAUCACUUUCAUACGUUAAUUAAUUUCUCCACUGGGCAUUUAAACUUAUGUCAUAAAAUCUGUAUGUACUCAUACGUGAUACUUCUCAGUGAAAUUGUGGUACCUGGUGCAAGCUGUCAUGGAUCUUACACUACUGAGUUCAUUAGUCCUUCAGAAAGAAUGUGUAUUUCUAUUAAUAAAGAUUUACA
This is a messenger RNA of Struthio camelus australis, 3111 nucleotides long. Lineage: Eukaryota; Metazoa; Chordata; Aves; Struthioniformes; Struthionidae. The record is from RefSeq and is a predicted model, not a curated record.